This is a messenger RNA of Ixodes scapularis (black-legged tick), 2049 nucleotides long. RefSeq lists its product as uncharacterized. NCBI's taxonomy places the organism in Eukaryota, Metazoa, Arthropoda, Arachnida, Ixodida, Ixodidae. The coding region runs from base 1 to 2049 and encodes 682 amino acids. The transcript has 4 exons. The record is from RefSeq and is a predicted model, not a curated record.
AUGGCACGGGGCUCGGUGUCUCUGUGGUUCCUGGUCUUCGUCCUCUUGGAUGCCGCCGACUGGAGCGCUCUCAGUGGAGCCCGGGCGCAGGAACUCCAACAGCAGAUGAAGAGAGGCCUGACGGACGACUUCCCCGAAGAGCCUUCAGCUAGGCAGUCUCAUCUCAAGAGAGGCCUGAAACGGUAUCAAAACGGACCAGGUUCCCUGGAAGACUCAAAGAGCAAUCCAUUACGAGCCCAGAAAGCUAUUCAACAGACAGGCUUGAAAAGAAAAGCUUUCAUGCAAGGCCUUGGCCGCAAGACCGUGUCAGUUCACAAAGGCUUGAAAAAAAAUGCUUUAAAGAAAAGUUUUAUAAACAAGACCAUACCAGCUGGAAAUGUGCAGCAAAAGGCUGCACCAGCUCUCCAAAGAGGUCUGGAAGACUGGCAGGGUAAGUCCUUACCAGUUCUAGAAGCUUCCCAAAAAGCCGCAUCUGCUCAAAAACCAGGAUUGAAUAGAGCUGUCUUGAAAACCCUUGGCAGAAAGACUGUAUUUGUUCGAAAAGGACAACAAGGAGUUGCGCCACCGCUUGAAGGAGGCUUGAAGGGAAGCGUUGUGCCACGUCAGAGCCUGAAGAGCAAACUUCCAACUUCAAAAUCUUUCGUUGAUGCCAAGUCAGCUCAAAAAGCAGGUUUGAAAGCAACUCUUUCUAACAAAAGUUUUGACAAAAAAACCGUGGCAUCUCAAGAGAUGCGUCAAGCUGCUGAAGCACUUCAGAGAGGUGCGGAAAAGAAACCUGCACCCAGUCAAGACCAAUAUGCAAAGUCUAUAUUGGUCCCAAAGCCAGUCACAGGAGUGAAGCGGCAGGUGGGAAUCAAAAAGGCUUCUGCCCAAGCUCUUAACAGCAAACCUGUUUCCGCUCCAGGGCAACGAAUAGCCACACCAGACCUUAAAGCACAAAGGAAAACAAAGUCCUACCCAAAUCAAGUUUCAGGCGAGAACCCCCUCAUUUCAAAUGCACAGCAAAGUGUUCAGCCUGUCCAGCAAGCAGGCUUGAAAGGAAGAAGUUCCCCUAACCAAACCUUUAACAGAAAGUCAGCUCCACUUCCACAAGCACAAGGGAGCAUCACUCGUGACCAGAAGGCUGGAUUGAAAGGAAGAGCGGCCCCUAACCAGGAACUUGGAAGGUCGGUAUCAGUUCCAGAACAGCAGAAGGGUGUCAAACCCGCACAAGAAACCAAUGUCAAACGCAACUCGGCUCUAAAGCAGGUGCUCACCACAACUGCACCAGCAGCAAAAGUCCAACGAAGAGCAAAGCAAGCUAAGCAGUUGGGUCAGUUCCCGACACACAUCAGCAAUCACCAAGGAAAGACAGGCUCAAAUAGAGUACCUUACAGGGCUGUGAAGACUCGGCAAAUGGGAAAUUCAAUUCAGCAGGAAACACCCUCUUGGAAAGGCAAGACUGCAGGACAAGCAGGACUUCAAAUCAGUCCUGUUGGGGAAUAUCCUAAAGCACUCGUUCAUGAAAGCGUCCAGAAACAACAAGCUGCUUCCUCUUACAUCAACAGAAAUGUGAACGAGCUACAGAACUCUCAAUACAAAACAUCCCAUUUAGUAUCCAGCAAUGAACUUAAGAAAAGUGGCAACAAUGAAAAUCCUGGUCUGGACAUAGCUGCCCAACAAACACAAGGACACAAUGCAAAGUUGGUGCUGCUGCAGAAUAAAGAGACCAUAGUUCAUGGUAAAGCUUAUACAACAGAAUUGACAAAGCAACAGCCAAAGCAUCAUUUGCAGCAGCAACUUCAAGUUCCUGGUGGUUUCACUACAUCAGUUUUGCAAGGACGGCAACAAGCACAUAGUGGGCAAGCUGUACCAGCACUGUACCAAGAGGACCCACAUCCCCACCUGCAACAGCAGCUGUCUCAGCAUCAAGUUCAUAGUAGGCAAGCUGCGUCAACUCUAUUGCAAGAGCAUAGACAUCCUCAACAGCAAGUUCAUACCCAGCAAGAUUUCACAGCAUUGCAGCAAGUGCACAGCCAUCCUCAGCUGCAACAGCAUGCCCAGCACUAA